AGUUUGCUUCAAGUGUUCACAGCGAGCGGUUUUCAAAUCGAAAGUAUUACUUUGUCAUUAUUAAUACAAUUGUUUUGAAAUUAAUUGUGUAGACUGUGAUAUGUAUUGGUAAAAAUGACGUCAAGAGGAAAAAAACUAGUGUCGUUAGUGGUUAGUAAUAAUGAUUUUACUACCGAAAAUAUACAAUCUAAUAUUAACGCCAGGGAUGUAGAAAUUCAAGAAACCCUGUCAAUAUUUAACAACGAUGAGAAUAUUAUGAUGAGUGGUAUAGAGCUACAUCAAACUUUGACUGAUGGGGAACAAUCAGAUGAUUCAACUGAAAAGGAAUUAGAGAGCUUUUUCGGUGACGUUUCUGAUACAGAUGACCCAACUUACCACCCCCAGGACUACUCACCACAUAUGGGACACGUAGACUCCGCUGAUUUAGUAACAUUAGAUGAUUUACUAGGUAGAAGAGACAACGAAACAAGGGAACAGUUUGAAGUCGAAGAGUUGCAAAACAUUAUUGAAGCUGUCCAGGAAGGUGAAAAACAAAAUAGCGAAGCUACUGCCGUAGUUGAAGAUUUUUUGACUGAUCUUCUUAAAAAGACUUGGCUACUCUUAAAACCAACAAAACGGUGGCGCAAAUCUGAUCCCAGUUGUUGGGCUCGUAAUGUAGCAAAAAAAAGACGAGCAGAUGGUUUGUCUUAUAGAACUAAAUCGAAAGUGAGACCUGCCAAAGUGCCUAAAGAUAUUGAUUGCUGCAAAUGUCAAUUCAAAUGUACUGAUAUUUUUACAGCAAAAAAUAGAGAGGAAAUCUGUAGAUAUUUUUGGAAUUUGGAUUUCCAGGGCAAAAAAAAAAUUUAUUUUAGUCAAUAUACAAAUACAACUUCCAAAACGAAUCCUGGCUGCCCACAAUAGACACCGCACAGAAAAGACAUAUACUAAAAAAUGUUUUUUUACCAAAGAAAAUGAGAAAAAACAGGUAUGUCAAAAGUUUUUUUGUAAUACUUUGAGUAUCUUACCUUCUGUAAUAACUGAUGCAAUAAAAAAACGAAAUGACAUGAACUGUUUUGAUGCAUGUGAUGCAAGAGGUGGACACACACCUGCUAACAAAACAAAACCUGAUAUUAUUCAUGGAGUAAGGAACCAUAUUGAAUCGUUUCCUUGUAUGGAAGCCCAUUACAGUAGAAAAGACACUCAACGCAGAUACUUAGAUAAAAAUCUUAACAUACGAAAGAUGCAUUUAUUGUACAAAGAUGAGUGUUUAAAAAACGAGGUUGAGCCGGCGUCUGAAAUAACUUAUAGACGAAUAUUUUCCAACGAAUAUAACCUGAGCUUCUUUAUACCUCGAAAAGAUCAAUGCCUAAUUUGCACUAAUUAUGCCCAGGCUGAUAC
Diatraea saccharalis (sugarcane borer) is the source of this 1377-nucleotide messenger RNA. Lineage: Eukaryota; Metazoa; Arthropoda; Insecta; Lepidoptera; Crambidae. The record is from the annotation of a GenBank genome assembly.